ACCCGCCAAAAUGUGGGUACAGCUUAAGUUUUAUCCUAAGUCACAGUGUGCUGCGCUAUGUGAGAUCAACGCUUCAAGUUGCUGCCGUGCUGGCAUUGUGCGCCACCUUUUGAUUCCAGCUCAGGACUUUUGCGGCUUUGCAGAAUCCAUCUCACCGUUUUUGCAGUAGCGGUGAAUGUUUGAUUUGUGCUGCAAUCGGUUGAAGAUUCGCAGAAGCGCAAGAGUUGGUACAUCUACAAGUGGUUGUCAGUGAAAGAGGAAGAGGACAUGGCUACCAGCGGAGAUGAGAUUGCCAGCUCAACCGGGGACUCACUGCAGAUUUUGAUGGCAGCAUUCAAUCGAAGAGCCGCCGACCUAAAGGAGAUGAUUCUCCUACGGCAUUUGUCAAUUGAUCAAUAUGGUGCAGACUUGGCCGCCCUUGACACUUCCAUCAAAGCACUGGAGCGGCAGCUUCAAGCAAUCAAAGCACACCUCAGGCAUGAGGCAGAAGGGCUUCCCAGCACGCAGGACCUGGUGGAACGAUCCCAACAGCAACAACGAAAGCUGCAGUCCAUUGCGGCGCACCUUCCGGCGCAUCUGCCAAAUCAGAGCGGCCGAUUCUCACAGAACGGCUCUGAGACGUCCACUUCAUACACCACCUCGAGAGCCAACGAGUCAAACAAAGUCAAUGAAGAUAAUGGAACGGAGACUGCUCCAAGCACUGCAAAGGUGAAGAAGGAGCCCCGGGGUGUGCCUCGAAAGUACGUUACGAUGGACGAGCUUAAGUCACUCUCCAGCUACAUGAAGGGCCGACUAACGCUCGACAAAGUCAACGCCGCAGUCGACGACAUGGCGUCAUUUGCGGAGGCGAAUGCACAGCUGCUGUCAGCGCCUCGGAAGAAACUGGGAGAGGACGCCCUGAAGAAGGUUCUGGAGCUUCGGGAGCUCACGGCACUGGAGGGGGUCAAGGGCCAGGCCUUCUUCCUGGAGUUUGACAUGCGGUCGGGGACGCACCUCAAAAUGGACACAACCGGGAAGUCGAUCCUCACGGUACUCAGACAUUUGGGCCGGAUAACAGAAGUUCGGGCACGAGGGCAACGCGUUCUGGUCUUAUCGAGAUAAAAAAGCUCCAAUCCGUAGAGUUGCUUCGACAUAAGCUGUGAGUUGAUGGUUACUCCUUGCUGGCACAAGAUGUUAAGCCCGUCCGCGUGAAAAACUCGUGUCCCUAGCCAGCAUAGUGCGCUGCUGUCAAUCAUUCAAGCUACCGUUGAGACCGGCUGCUGCAAAUGUCAUUGGUAGUGUAAAACAUCGUUAUCGGCCUCGUUGUAACACGCAGAUUGAAAAGGAAGCUUAGCGGAAGCCCUUUUCCCAAAAGUUAGGUGUGCAAAUCCUCUGAACAGCCAUGAGUCCGU
Molecule: messenger RNA, 1391 nt
Organism: Klebsormidium nitens
Lineage: Eukaryota; Viridiplantae; Streptophyta; Klebsormidiophyceae; Klebsormidiales; Klebsormidiaceae
Source: the annotation of a GenBank genome assembly